Messenger RNA from Schistocerca gregaria, 5916 nucleotides. RefSeq names its product arylsulfatase B-like. The transcript has 9 exons. The coding region runs from base 253 to 1932 and encodes 559 amino acids. The record is from RefSeq and is a predicted model, not a curated record. NCBI's taxonomy places the organism in Eukaryota, Metazoa, Arthropoda, Insecta, Orthoptera, Acrididae.
CAAGUCACGCGCCACUUGCGGCCGGGGAGCCCUCGUCACGGCGCACAGCGGGCAGUGUCUGUCAGUGGCGCGAGUACCUCAAAGCCGCUCAGCGCGUCUGACGUCACGCCUCCGCGGCCACCUACUGCAGCCGUCAGCGGGCGACUCGAGAACCUGUUAAGAGUGACGGAAUAGUGUUGAUCCUCAGCGGCUGCCCAUCAGCAUCCAUUCCACAGUGGACUUCACUGCUUUCACUUGACAGACGCCUGCAGUAUGAAGACAUCGUUGGCAGUCGCGUUGCUCGUGGCUAGCUUCGCAGCCACGUCCGUCACUCACCACACUUCCUGUAGGUCUCCGCACAUAAUUUUCAUCAUUGUCGACGACAUGGGUUGGAACGACGUGAGCUUCCACGGCUCUGACCAGAUACCUACCCCGAACAUCGACGCACUGGCCUACCAUGGGGUCAUCCUGAACCAGCACUACGUGCAGGCCAUCUGCACGCCUUCCAGGGCAGCCCUCAUGACGUCCAGGUACCCAGUCCGCAUAGGUAUGCAGGGUGUGCCGAUAUACGCAGCGGAACCACGCGGCCUUCCCGAAGGCAAGAUCCUGCCGCAGUACCUGAAGGAGCUGGGCUACGUCACCAGGGCCGUGGGCAAGUGGCACCUGGGCUACCACAGGAAGGAGCUGACGCCCACGUUCCGCGGCUUCGACUCCCACUUCGGCUACUGGAACGGCUUCGUCGGUUACUACGAUUACAUCCUGCAAGCCGGGAACCUCAACGGGUACGACCUGCGGCGCAACAUGAGCACCGCGUGGGACCUCUCUGGGCGCUACGCCACCGACGUCUUCACAGAGGAGGCCGAGCGGCUGAUCGCGGACCACGACGCCAGGAAGCCGCUCUUCCUCUACCUGGCGCACCUCGCGAUGCACGCCGGGAAUCCAGCGAGGCUGCUGGAAGCUCCGCAAGAGUACGUCAGUCGCUUCAGCUACAUCUCAGACCCGAACCGACGGGUGUACGCAGGGGCGAUGGCCAAGCUGGAUGAGUCCGUGGGGCGAGUGGUGACGGCGCUGGAGCGACGUGGCAUGCUGGAGAACUCCGUCAUCGUCUUCUCCUCAGACAACGGUGCGCCCACGAUCGGCGAAUACCCCAACUGGGGCUCCAAUUACCCAUUUAGAGGACUAAAGGAGACGCUUUGGGAGGGCGGGGUUCGUGUCGCGUCGCUGGUGUGGAGUCCGCUGCUGCAGAACACGCCCAGGGUGUCCCACCAGCUGAUGCACAUCACCGAUUGGCUGCCCACGCUCUACUCUGCCGCCUGUGGUGACGUAUCCUCGCUGCCCCGUGACCUUGACGGCGUGGACCAAUGGGAGGCGCUGGUAAAGGGCUCGGUGUCCCGCCGCACGGAGCUGCUGCUCAACGCCGACGAGGCGAGUGAGACGGCCGCCGUCCGAGUAGGAGACUGGAAGCUCGUCAUAGGAACGCUGCAGAACGGCUCUCUGGACGGCUUCUUCGGCGCCUCUGGGAGAGAGGACGCAGCCCGCAUGCCGCCUUACGACCCCGAGGCCGUAGCCUCGAGCCCCUGCGGGCGCGCAGUGUCGCGAGCUGUGAGCGCCGCGACGCCUGCAGACGCCAUGCUGCGGCUGCGACGCGACGCCACCGUCAGCUGCGCGUCCAACUCGUCGACGCCGCGGUGCGUGCCCAGGUCCAGCUACGAGGCGUGCCUCUUCAACCUGAGGGAGGACCCCUGCGAGCAGGAGGGCGUGGUGGCCGGUAGCCAGCCGCUCCUCAAGGACUUCCUGCUGGAGCGCCUCGUCGCCCUGCGGACGCCCUGGGUACGGCAGGCAGACCUGCUGCUGCAGAACUCACUUGCCGAUCCUGCCCGCUUCAACAACACCUGGUCGCCCUGGACAGACUGCCUGUGGGACUACACCGAUUCUUUCUGCAACCACGUCUGAGCGUCCCCAGUUGCCACAACAGCUGCGCCUUCUGCGACACUGCGUCUGUUACUGAACAAGCUCGUUGUGCAACCAUGUCUGAACGUCUCCCAUUUGAACAGUACCUGACCCUCCUUGGAAGACUACUUGAUGGGCUACCUGGACUACCUGAGCGCCUACAGUUUCAACAGUAACUCGCCAACUCUGGUGGACCCUUUUUGAGGUACUAGCUGGAUUCCUUCUGGAACCACAUCUGAGUGUUUCCAAUUUCAGUCACACAUACCUCCCUCGGCGGACUGUUAGAGGGACUACAUGCACUUCUUCUGGAAGCACUUCUGAGUAUCUACAACUUCAGCAACUCCUAAUACACCUUGGGCGACUGCUUGAGAGAUUACCUCGGCUCUUUGAAUGACACCUUAAGUCCUUCAACUUCAACACCAACUGGCCCUAUUCACUGGCUGCUUGAGGAAUUACCUGAAUACCUUAUUCAAUCACAUCUGAGUGUCUUAAGCUUCAAUAAAUGCUAGCCUGUCCAUCGCCUCCUUUUAGUAGACUAUUUGAGGGACUACCUGGAGUUCUUCUACAACACUAUCUGAACUUCUCGAUUUUCAGGAAAACCUAUCCAUCACAAGCUACUUGAAGGAUAACCCGACUCCUUCCAUAACCACGCCCUAGCCCCUCCGGCUUAAUACCUGCUAUCUUUGAUGCACUGAUUGAUGGACUACUUGAGCUCCUUCUGCAGUCACAUUCACGUGCGUAUAACAUCACCAUCUCUACUCCUUCUGCAAUCGGGUCUCCUGCAUACAGCGAUAUAGAUCUUUUCGCUGUGCAUACGUGAUACCCAACCAGACAUAAGAUAGCCUCAGUCCUUCCAGUUCUCAGUUUUUAAAUUAAACUGCAUAACAUCUCAUCAAUUUCCCUCCAUUUUUCCAUGCAUCAGUAAUUAAUUUUUAGGCCGAUUCUCAUGAAAAAUCACGGUAUUUUGUACUUAUACUAUUUGCAUAUCAUUUAUUGUGGGACUAUUUCCUCUGUACUCUUCUUCACUUGAAAUUCAUUUUAUGCAAUGAAAUGAAAUCAAUGCAAUGAUCUGGAUGAAGGUAGUGACGAAACAAUGAAUUGAAAUGAUAUCAGUACAGAUCGUUUACAUAAUUUGAACUUGUAUUUAAGUGGUAUGUAUUUACAAGUAAAAAUUGUUACCGCACUGGGAUUCGAAACCUGUAAGGCCAUGAGUCGAAUCAUAUCCUAACCUUCGUAAGCGUUUACUUUAAAAAUGAAGCUGCCUGAGCAGGCUUCACGUUCGAGGCCAACAUUCAUUGGCGCUGAUUUUCCCAUCCAUGAUUUUCAAACUCUGAUACGACAGAUUCUCCUAUGGAGUUCUCCUUCUUCUCCAUUCCCAAACUAUUGCAAUGUAAAUGAACUCAGUGACGGAAUCUUUAGUAGUAGUGUUCUGAAACUACGCACAGAAUCGUUACUGAUCCUGAAAGUUUGAUUAUGCCCUUGGGGCGGACUCAAGUAGCUUUGUGGUUAACACAGAUUCUGUAGAAAAACAGGAAAUUAGGAUCCGAGCUGCAGUGUAGCAUUAAAUCUCAUUUAUCACUACACAAUCGUGUUCUUUAUUCACUUAAUCCUGUGGUUAUCUUUUAUCCCCUUCUAAUAUUAAUUGUCAAUUCCCUUGGUAACUCUAAAAUUCUUUAUCCCUAUCAAGUGACGUAGACUUCAACUCAAGUUUACCUUACGGUAACAGACAUCUGUCUUUCUUCAUUCCUGAAGUUUCCUUCACUGCACCCACGUUUAAAUUAUCGUUUUGGGAUUUUUCCUAAUUCUAAGAUGUAUCUUAAGGCCGAUGUCAUUGAGAUCAUACGUUCUCAAGGAUAGAGAAUUUGUGCUGGGACUACAACAUUGUAUUGUCCAAAUUAGCAAUUUGCUGACAGAUAUUUUCAUUACAAUUCUCACUAGUUAAUUACAGUGCCUCAUACAGAUAUUAUUGCACACAAAAGAUGAAAGACGAAUGUGAUAUUGAAAGGUAUCCCUAGUGGGGACUGUUUAAGUGACUGACAAUGUUGGCAUAAUUUCAGUUUUCUAAUAACAUUUCUUUUUUUCUUUAAAACAGACAUAAAUUAUGCAAAAGGAAUUAUUGUUUCAAUAUUGUAAACAAUUAACAGGUGAUUCAAGACUACACUGGACAAAGACCUGUGUGACAGAGACAGUAUAACUAGUGGAGUGAAUCAAGUACUCUGGCCCUAAAAAUGUCGAUAAUGAAAACUUAAUUGAUCUGACGAAGACCAUACCUUGAGCGAUAAAAUCUGCUGUAGUUUCUCUUUAUAGGUGCAGCUGAGAGCAAAUGGCGAUUGAAAUCUGUAUGCCCUGAAAAUGCAGGAGCGGCAAUACAUUAACCUCUUUGUUUCAUGUGGCGAUGUAUCUUGCAGCUGGCGUGAUGUGUGCGGCGAAGGUGAGACAUGGAGGCGGCACCUGUGAAUCGAUCGCGGCCACGAAAGAAAUGCAAAAAUCUCACAAUCUAGAGAUCAGGAAGACAGAUCGCAAAUUUCAUCUCGAUCAGAGCCCUGAAAUCACAGUAGAUGUCAGUGUGUACUACACCCGUUUGCUGGUCGUACCAAGGACCAGUCUGACUCACUUAUACGACAGUGUGCACGAGGAUACCACACGUGAAAACUGGUAAACCAGAUACGAAUAAGGGUGCCCUCAGCAAACAAGUACUCCAAGAAGUUUGAUGUCACACUGUCGGUACAGUAAAAAGUCUUCGCCACAGGCUCCCAGUCUAAACUACUCGCAAGUGAACUCAGUCUUAGGACAGGUCCCAAGUACCAAGCACACAUGCCAUAACUUCUACCCAAAGUGUUUUCAGACCAAUGUCCCGCAGCUGAGUGCUUUGCACCUCUGCAGGAAGAAAAUCCAUUUUCCCAUGAAGGGUACGAACAGCACCACCUUCAUGCCGUCUUGAGCAAUUCACAGGGCUCUAGAGGCGCUAAAUUUCCCCUCCCACACGACAGCACAAACCCAUGUCGAACUAGGGUAAGAGUUAAAAAACUUUCGUCUCUGAAGAAAAGAAACCGCCAAUUAUGGUUGUUUUUUUUUUAAAGUUUUUACAGAGGGGGAAGAGAUGUUUUUCGUUUUUUUUUUAAGUUCUUACAGAGGGGGAAGAGAUGUUUUUCUCUGAGGUCGUGUCACUUCCCACAGCAACAAGCGAAUAGAUACAAUCUCAAAGAUUCUCGCUUUUUAGUAUCUCUAAAUCAUUUUUAGACGCCGAAUUUUUCUUCAACAGCCAAGGUAGCUGUGGAAGGUGGUUCACUGGUCUAUUUGCAGUAUUAGUGUACAUGAAAACUUGUGAUUAUUGAUUACAUGUUGCUCUGCACACAAUGCCCAGUUUAUGAGACCACUAUAUAGACACGUUCCUUUAGAGCAUCACACCAGCCCAGACCUUCUUCUGGCGACACAGCAGGUAUCACAGCAUUGUUCUGCUGGAGCCCUGCCUCGACGAGCGGCUGCCCUGUCUGCCCUGUACGGCUAUGGGCUUGUCUUGCAAGAUUUACUGAGGGAUAGAGUGGCCGCCAGUUGAUUUCAACUCCCAACAUGCCAUUUCUAUGAGCUAAGAACCAUAAAAGUACCUCAUGCUUUUAGCGCCCUACCAGGCUCAUCAACAUCUGUGAAAGGUGCCCCAGGUUGUAAUGAAAUCUAUAAUAAUUUUCUGUAUACAGAAACUAGGUGAGAGAGUUAACUUGUCCUCUCUCAUCGUCAUUGAUAUUUCCAAGUAAAAAAUAGCAAAUAGUGAAGUAAGUUACUUUGCUGAACAUUAUAUGUAAGAAUUCAGGAACCGUAAUGAGAAUAGGUGAGAUGUAGCAGCAACUUCAGAUUUAAUACUCUGUUUCUGUUGUCAUCUCCACUGAUAAGGCCAUCAAGAUUCAAAUGUGGGGAGUGUCUUGGAAUUUUUUUUAUCACUCUUAUGUACAUGUGACUACUUCUUUGUAUUAUACCAAACAAAUAUUUGAA